Molecule: messenger RNA, 1626 nt
Organism: Symbiodinium natans
Lineage: Eukaryota; Dinophyceae; Suessiales; Symbiodiniaceae
Source: the annotation of a GenBank genome assembly
AUGGCACCGGUUCUCCGGACCCGGGCCGUCACAGACAGCCAAGCUGGCAGAGGCCGACGGUGGGAGUUGGGACUCCAUGAGCUCUUUGCGAUGCCUCAGAGCCUUCUUCAGCUCGACGUGGUCAGCUAUGGCGUCGGUGGUACUUGCUGUGCCCGAGCCGGCCGCUGGGUGGAGGCUUUGCAGCUGCUGGCCGCCAUGCCCGGAAGACGCGUGCGGGCCAAUGCCGUCUGCCUCAACACGAACAUCACUGCCUGCAGUAGAAGCAGUUUUUGGCGCCUUGGGCUGGGACUCCUGUCCAAGAUGCCUCCCUCGCACAUCCUGCCCACGGUUGUCAGCUACUCCGCAGGAGUCGGCGCGCUGGAGGAAGGUGGCGAGUGGAGUGCGGCGUUGCAGCUGCUGUGGGAGAUGCCUGGGACACAGCUUGAGGCCAAUACAGUCAGCUUCAAUGCAGGCAUCAGUGCUUGUGAAGAGAGCAACUCCUGGAGAUGGGCAGCCGCUUUGCUCUCGAAGUUGCAUGAAGCCUCAGUCACCGCAACGGUCAUCAGCUUCAAUGCCCUGGUGUCUGCCAUGCGAGGGAAGCGGGGGGGGUGGCCGCAGGCCCUGCAGGCGUUUUCUGAGAUCCGGGCUAGAGUCCUUGCCCCAACCGCGGUCAGCUAUAAUGCUGCCAUCAGCGCCUGCGAGAAAGAGGGAUGUUGGCAGAUGGCACUCGAGCUCAUGGCCAGCAUGCGCCUCGCAAGCCUGCAGCCCGACGUCAUCACCUUCAGUGCCAUCAUCAGCACCUGUGAGAAGGGUGGCCAAUGGGAGUUUGCCUUGCUCCUGUUGUCUGCCAUGUCAGGCGCAAUGAUUCUUCCGGAUGUUUUCACUUUCAGUGCCUCCAUCAGUGCGUGUGAGAAGGGCGGGGAAUGGCAGGCUGCCCUCCAGCUCUUGGCCCAGCUCUCACUUUCCACGGAGCCGGAUGUCGUCUGCCUUAGCUCUGCUGUGAGUGCCUGCGAGAAGGGCUCACAGUGGCAGGCGGCCCUGCAGAUUCUUUCGGAACUACCAGCCUCUACAGUAAGAGCGAACACCAUCACGUUCAACGCCGGCCUUAGCUCACUGGAGAAACGCGGGAAGUGGCGAAUGGCGCUGCAUCUGCUUUCAGAGAUGUCGGCGCAGCGUGUAGCGAGGACGCCAAUCAGCUUCAAUGCCAGCAUAAGUGCUUGUGAGAAAGGCCGACAGUGGCAGAGGGCCAUUUGCCUGCUGCUGGACAUGUUGGCCGCGCGAAUUCGAGUCAGCGCUGUCAGCGUUGCGCCGCUUUUGAGCGCCUCCGUGCACGCCUCGCAGUGGGCGGUGGCACUUUGCCUGUACGUGGACAUGCUCCAGGCCUGGAUCGCCCCAGACGCUGUCAUCUGCGAGUCCGCCUUGUCUGCCUGUGAGGAAGGCGGGCAGAGCCGCUUCGCGGCACGGCUCCUCCAUGAGAUGCCCGCCAUGACGGCCUUGAAAAGGGAAGGGCGCUGGGAUGAGGGCCUUCUACUCCUGGAAAGCAUGGGCGACAGCCGGCUAAAGCCGGAUGUGAUCAGCGGCUCUCGAGCUUCUGUCGGAGACUGGGUCAUUGUUGAAAUCACAGUUUAUGCAUAUCUAUUCUUAUGA